Messenger RNA from Stegodyphus dumicola, 1074 nucleotides. RefSeq lists its product as uncharacterized. Lineage: Eukaryota; Metazoa; Arthropoda; Arachnida; Araneae; Eresidae. The record is from RefSeq and is a predicted model, not a curated record.
GUAAAAUUCUGACCUUCGCAAAUUCUUCUGCCCACAAGCUCUUGAUAAAUCAAUAUAAUUGAGGAUACAGUAAUCAGGAAACUGUUGCCAACAGGGACACUGACUGGAAACUUUAUUUGAAAUUUCCUUCCUGAUUAUGAUGAAAGCAGUCUGCCGCCGAAUGCAAUAACAACGUAAAUUCUUGCUCAUUUCUACAGCUGCCAUACUGAAAUUGCCUUGCUAAUAUUUUAGAACUCAUGGAGCUUUACAUAAUUAUCAUAUACUGUGCAUUCAUUUUAAAUGUUUUCAGGCAAACAGUUGCUACUAUAUCUUGUGAAGAAGACAUCCAUUCUUCUUGUCCCAAUAAACCGUUCAUAGAAGCAGGUUUAACGCUCUUUGAUGAAGAAAUGCUACAGACUCACUGCAGUGACAUUAUAGAAGAUAUUGAAUGCAAAGAAAAUUAUUUAUCCAUUUGCGAUCGGAAGGGCUAUCAAACAUUUACAAUGCUUAUUGGUGGCUUUAAAGACACUUUUGCGGAACUGUGUGAUGAAAAUUCGGAUCUCCGAUCUGAAUAUCGUCGACACGUUUCCUGUUUACGAAACUCUCGCAAUUUAUAUCACAGCUGUGCUCUCAACGCCAUCGAGAAUGUUCUAAAUGCUGAAACUGAUGAGAAAUCGAAUAACAGCAUAGGAGAAUGGGAUAAUGAGAAUUUAGCAAAGAGAUUAUGUCGGAUCUAUCAGCCUAUCAAAAACUGCGUUUUACAAGAAACACUUGAAAAGUGUGGAGCAGAUGCAAAAGGGUUUUUGGAGAUCUUAUCGGAUCGCUUUGCAUCGAGGUUUGUAGAAGAAAUGUGCAAUUAACAAUAAAAUGAAGAAAGCCUUCUUCAAAUAAAGAGUUUUAAUUGUAAAUUUUAUUGCACACAUUUAGUUCUUUAAUGGCUUGUGUCUUAGGGAAAUGUUUCAAGAUUAUUUAGAAUCAGUUCUCUUAAAUACAAGACGCAGAGACAGUUUCGUUAUUAACAUUUUACAGCCUAAUAUGUAGUAUCCUUAUUAUUUUUUAUUACACUUAUUCAAUAAAAUCAGUAUGAAAAAAUAA